This is a messenger RNA of Mesorhabditis belari, 933 nucleotides long. The record is from the annotation of a GenBank genome assembly. NCBI's taxonomy places the organism in Eukaryota, Metazoa, Nematoda, Chromadorea, Rhabditida, Rhabditidae.
AUGGACAAUUUGAUGGACGAACCCGGGAUAUCAGGGCUUCCGCACGCCGAAAUCCAGCAAAAUUAUCGAAUUUUGACGGCUCAGGGUGACGUCCCCCUACUCCCACCAAGCACCGAAACUCGAGUCCCACAAUUUUUACUUGACGAAGACUGGCAUUGGGUUCGGGAAGCGACAAAUGGUGACGUGGUUGCUUGGGAGAAGGAGGUGGUCUUCCACCCGGCGUACGCCUAUGGAACAGCCGGCGUAAGAGGCAGCAAAAAGUUGACUAGGGGUUGUGUAGCCUAUUGGGAGAUCAUUGUUGCUGGGAAAUUGUAUGGAACUUCGGUGAUGUUUGGGAUUGGGACGAAGAGUGUCAAGACCCGUCUCGAGUGGAUGUUCGCCGAUUUGUUGGGCGGUGAUCGAGAAUCGUACGGGUUAAAUCAUCAGGCAAUCGCGCAACACAAUGGACUCAUGGUCAGAGCGGCUAGGCAACCAAUGCCUGAAGACAACUGUAUCGUUGGAAUGUUAUUCAAUGGAACUGACGGAACAUUGUCCUACUUCGUGAACGGGCAAUUCCUCUGUACACCAUUCUCAAAUAUCGACACAACGAAAGAAUACUAUCCGAUGAUCUCCAGCACGGCUCAACAAUCUCGUUUCAUCGUCCAAUCGCAGAAAUCCCUCUAUCCGAUCGAUUCCCUUGAAGUAAUGGCCGUAAAAAGGGUUGGCGGUUUGUUGAUCGAUGAAUCGGCCGAUUCAUUGCCUAUCCCGUUCUUUCAACGGAAAGCCGUUGAAACCCAGCGACAACGGGGAAAUCGCAGAUCAACGAAUGACACCAGUCAUCCCUAUUGGACAGCUCACGGCCUUUUACUACCCGAUCACAUUCAGAAAAUUCUAAUAGAAAUCGAGAAACAACGUGUCUACGAUCCGUCAAUCCCGACACUACGAGUGCAUACA